Messenger RNA from Thelazia callipaeda (thelaziosis nematode), 285 nucleotides. The record is from the annotation of a GenBank genome assembly. Lineage: Eukaryota; Metazoa; Nematoda; Chromadorea; Rhabditida; Thelaziidae.
AUGUUAUUUGCUGCAUUGGAGUCAUUUACAACAAAUUCAGUUGUAGCUCAAGAAAAUUCUAUCAAUGAAUUAUUCAAAAUUCCACUCACUCAUCAUUUACUACCUAUUUUACUUAUGAUAGUAGUAUUACUUACUUUACUACUAGCGUGUUUCUAUGACUGCAAAGUUAACAGGGAUUGCUACAGGACAUCAUCAGGAUCAGUUUCUGCAAAUACUGCAGAUAAGACGGGUAUUUACUUGUAUGAUGGUGAAACAGGUGAAUCAAGGACUUGUAGCGCUAAAUAA